AUGCUCCUUUCCGCCCUUGCCCGCGCCUCUGCCGCUGCUGGUUCCGCCAACGCGACAGCGCCUGCUAAAGCGCCUGCUUCUGCUAAGUCGGCCGCGCCUGCUAACGCCACUAAGUCUGGAAAUGCUACUAAAAUCGGUAACAGCGCCGUCGGAAUGGCGACGGCGAGGCAGAGCAAGGGCUCGGGCGAAGGGAAGAACUCCACAUGCGCCUACUACGGCAACUACAACGCGAACCCCUACUUCGCCAAGGGGCUCACGGCGAAGCUUCCUCCCGCGCUCUUUGGCAAGCGGUGUGGCGCGUGCUACAAGGUGGAGUGCACUAACGACACGAAGCGCUGCCGCAGCGGCAAGGCGAUCGUGACCGUCCGCAUCGUUGGCGAGACGAUCACGGAGAAUCAGCUCACGCUCUCCGCCGUCUCAUGGUCCAAGAUCGUGCAGGGAUCCGACACCGCCCCCGUCGGCGUCAAGUACAAGCGCACCAACUGCCUUUCGACCGUCGGAUCGGGCGUCCGUGUGCGCAGCAACUCUACCGUGGAGAAGUUCAACAUUCAGAUGGUGGGGCUGGCCGGCCCAGGUACGCUUACCGAGGUGGAGCUUAGCGCGGACGGCAAGAAGUGGGCGAAGCUGACGCGCGACGGCAGCAAGGCCGUGUGGGGGAUCGCAGGCGCGCAGGCGAAGGAGGUUGUGGGCGCGAAGAAGGCGAUGAGCGUUCGCCUCACCGCGGGACACACCCUCGAGAAGAUCACCCUCGAGAAUGUCAUUCCCGCCAGCUGGAAGCCCCAGACUGUGUACUCGUCCAAGGCCAACUUCAAGAAGCUCUUGCCUGAGGCUAACAUGGGCAGCGCCCCUGCAAUAGGGCCAUGGAUGGGGUGGGGUGGGAAAGGGUAG
Molecule: messenger RNA, 888 nt
Organism: Closterium sp. NIES-65
Lineage: Eukaryota; Viridiplantae; Streptophyta; Zygnematophyceae; Desmidiales; Closteriaceae
Source: the annotation of a GenBank genome assembly